AAAUAUAUUUUAAAAAUAAAAUACUAUAUAAUUGCUAAUAAACUAAUAUUUAUAACAAAAUGAAAGUUUAUAUCGUGAUAUACAUACUAACUGUGACAACAAUUAGCUGUAUAAUCGGGUCAUCGUCAUCAUCAUCAUCAUUAUGUCCCGAUCCCAUUGAGCUGUAUCCGUGCCAGUGUUCGGGAAAUGAGUCAACCAAUGGCAUAGAGAUUACCUGUGCGGGAGAUGGCAUCGGACGCCACGAACUGAUACAAAUUGGUCGCCACUUGCGUCCGAUGAGCGUCCAAAUACGCAAACUAAAUAUACGGUCGACUCGUGUAAACCGUAUCGACAAUCAUACGUUUGCCGACGGCUUUUACGAGGAAAUCCGAUUUAUUAACAACAGAUAUCUCGGUCACAUCGAGGCUCUGGCUUUUGGCAAGAGUACGACUGUUCGUAAUUUGCAAAUUGUUUGGUCCGAAAAACUGGACGAACGUCUGUUCGGGUUUAUCGGUCAGCUAAACAUUUUGGACACACUGGCCAUUACAGGCACUGCUAUACGGCAAAUACCGAAAAACGCAUUGCAAGCACCGUUACGUCGCUUACAACUGUCACACAAUCAACUAAACCGUUUGGUCAGUCAAACAUUUAGUCAAUUGCCAAAACUCAGGGAACUGGAUCUGUCAUACAAUCCGAUUACAAUGAUUGAUGAUCACAGUUUGAAUAUUGUCGGCAACAAUAUGAGCAAAGUAAUCAAAUUGAAUAAUUUGCGUUACAAUGGGACAACAUUUGGCCGGUAUUUCCUACCCCAGUAUACCAACCAUAAAGUCCUCAUCCAAAUGGAAAACAAUGGCGAACUGAAAACAUUGGUAGAGUCGGCGUGGAAACCGUUUCUCGAGGAACGUGACCAUAGAGUAACCUUUACGAACACUACCUACCGGUGCAAGUGUGACGACCUGUGGCUGGCCGAACGGCCAGUUAGUGGUCAGGUAUUUGGAUUGACCUGUAAAAGUGUUUGCCUAUCCAUUGGUGUCUUAUGUGUGGACAAAAGCAUAGCCGAUGUGACCGCCGCUGAGUUAAGUUGUGGCCGAAAGAGUGCUUCCUCUUCGAAGUCAAAUAAAUAAUAGUUUAUAUUAUUAUGUUUAUAGAAAUCAAUUGUAUAAUCACUAUUUUUUUUAAAUUUUUAU
Oppia nitens is the source of this 1166-nucleotide messenger RNA. RefSeq names its product toll-like receptor 13. The coding region runs from base 60 to 1103 and encodes 347 amino acids. Gene Ontology annotation, cellular component: membrane. The transcript has 3 exons. The record is from RefSeq and is a predicted model, not a curated record. Gene Ontology annotation, molecular function: protein binding. NCBI's taxonomy places the organism in Eukaryota, Metazoa, Arthropoda, Arachnida, Sarcoptiformes, Oppiidae.